Molecule: messenger RNA, 729 nt
Organism: Paraglomus brasilianum
Lineage: Eukaryota; Fungi; Glomeromycota; Glomeromycetes; Paraglomerales; Paraglomeraceae
Source: the annotation of a GenBank genome assembly
AUGCCAAUCAAUCCAAGCAACCCUUCCAAUUGGGAAACAUCUGAAACUUUGUUCCAGAUGCUUGCUAGAUCACCUAUUGCAAUUGACAUCCUUGAACAGGUUGGAGGCCAUAAUUCAUCAUUGGAUUCCAACAUCUUAAUCUGGCAUAGUCCCAUCAAAUAUGACCCAUUUGGAUGGCUAAGUCUUAUGCACUAUGCUGGUAGUCUAACAUAUGCUGAAGAAGAGCCUGGGAAGUGGCUAAAAAUUCCAAAUUUAGUUCAAGCUAAAUGCUUUGCAAUGGCUGUUUUGGAAUGUUACCAACUGCAAAAAACGGAAAUUGAUGCGGCUCUUAAGGAAAUCGCAAUUACUGGAGAUAUCUCAAAGCUAUUGCAGUGCUAUGAGACAUUGAUGAGUCAGCAUGAUGUUGUUUUUAACAAGAAUGAAGAGCAUCACCAUGACAGUAUUUACUACACACUUCUCAGGAAUCCACUUCUACAAGGACAUGUAGAAUUCAAAGUCAUGAGGCUCCAGAAAGCAUCAAGUCCGGAAAGCUAUUUGCAUUGCAUGAUGUGCUACAAAUUCCGUUUGGCCACUGGGAUGCUAUCAAAAUUGGAAACGAGAAACGAGAAACAAGCUGGGCAUGUUUCCGACUAUCUGGUAGUCAUUGUUGGCUCUCGCAAGGUUUUAUUUUCCCAUCUGGGCAAUAAUGGCCAUUUGGAAGAUUUUUAUUUGGUGGGUGAAAAGAAGUGA